Messenger RNA from Ahaetulla prasina, 2035 nucleotides. It is a transcript of the gene HNRNPK, whose product is annotated as heterogeneous nuclear ribonucleoprotein K. NCBI's taxonomy places the organism in Eukaryota, Metazoa, Chordata, Lepidosauria, Squamata, Colubridae. Gene Ontology annotation, molecular function: mRNA binding. Gene Ontology annotation, cellular component: nucleus; cytoplasm. Gene Ontology annotation, biological process: regulation of mRNA splicing, via spliceosome; regulation of transcription by RNA polymerase II. The coding region runs from base 260 to 1540 and encodes 426 amino acids. The record is from RefSeq and is a predicted model, not a curated record. The transcript has 16 exons.
AUAUACUGGUACGUUACAGCGUUAGCCGCGCUUUAACCGUGAAGCAGAAUUAGCUGUAGCGGCGCGCCGACAGUUGCCACGGAGGGCGGGAGUGAUACUCAAUAGUGUUCUCAGGUAAAGAUCGACACCUGUGACGGCCAAUAAGGAUUCAGGAGUGCAGAAGGCGAGCGAAUAGGAACGACAGUAGCGCGGGCUACGUGAUUGUUGAUCCCGCCCAGAAGAUUUACUUGGCAAAGAUAUAUAAUACUGUUUGAAAACAAUGGAGACUGAACAGCAAGAGGAGACCUUUACUAACACAGAGACAAAUGGCAAACGACCAGCUGAAGAUAUAGAAGAAGAACAGGCCUUCAAAAGGUCAAGGAACACUGAUGAGAUGGUGGAACUGCGCAUUCUGCUUCAGAGUAAAAAUGCUGGAGCAGUAAUUGGCAAAGGUGGCAAAAAUAUUAAAGCACUUCGUACAGACUACAAUGCCAGUGUUUCAGUCCCAGACAGCAGUGGCCCCGAGCGUAUACUGAGUAUAAGUGCAGAUAUUGAAACAAUUGGAGAAAUUCUGAAGAAAAUUAUCCCAACAUUAGAGGAGUACCAGCAUUACAAAGGAAGUGACUUUGACUGUGAAUUGAGACUAUUGAUUCACCAGAGUUUGGCUGGAGGAAUUAUUGGUGUCAAGGGUGCUAAAAUCAAAGAACUUCGAGAGAACACUCAAACCACUAUUAAGCUUUUCCAAGAAUGUUGCCCUCAUUCUUCUGACAGAGUGGUAUUAAUUGGUGGAAAACCUGAUAGAGUUGUGGAAUGCAUUAAAAUAAUAUUGGAUCUUAUAUCAGAGUCACCAAUAAAAGGACGUGCACAGCCUUAUGACCCCAAUUUUUAUGAUGAAACUUAUGACUAUGGUGGAUUUACAAUGAUGUUUGAUGACAGAAGAGGCCGUCCUGUGGGGUUUCCAAUGCGGGGCAGAGGGGGCUUUGAUCGAAUGCCUCCGGGCCGUGGUCGCCCCAUGCCUCCACGAAGAGAUUAUGAUGAUAUGAGCCCUCGCAGAGGACCGCCUCCACCUCCUCCAGGUCGUGGUGGUAGAGGUGGCAGCAGAGCUCGCAAUCUUCCUCUUCCUCCCCCUCCUCCUCCUAGAGGCGGGGACCUUAUGUCUUAUGAUCGAAGAGGCAGACCUGGCGAUCGUUACGAUGGAAUGAUGAUGCAGUGUCAUGUCAGUGCUUGUGAUGACAUAGAAACACCAGAAAUGUUCGAGGGUGGAUCGGGUUAUGACUAUUCUUACGCAGGGGGUCGUGGUUCUUACGGAGAUCUUGGUGGACCCAUCAUUACGACACAAGUAACAAUACCCAAAGACCUGGCUGGUUCUAUUAUUGGAAAAGGCGGUCAGAGGAUUAAACAGAUACGCCACGAGUCAGGAGCUUCAAUCAAAAUCGAUGAACCUUUAGAGGGCUCAGAAGAUCGAAUAAUAACUAUUACAGGCACACAGGAUCAGAUUCAAAAUGCACAGUAUUUACUGCAAAACAGUGUGAAGCAGUAUGCAGAUGUUGAAGGAUUCUAAUGCAAGAUAUUUUUUCUUUUUUAUAGUGUGAAGCAGUAUUCUGGAAAGUUUUUCUAAGACUAGUGAAGAACUGAAGGAGUCCUGCAUCUUUUUUUUUUCUUAAAUCUGCUUCUGUUUAAAAAGCCAACAUUCCUCUGCUUCAUAGGUGUUCUGCAUUUGAGGUGUAGUGAAAUUUUUGCUGUCACCAGAUGUAAUGUUUUAGUUCUUUACAUAUAGGUGGGUGGGGCUGGGACGGCCUGCAAAACUAACAUUGGUAUUUUGAAACAGCAGCAGAGAUGGUAGAUUUUAUUUUUAUUUUUUCUAUGUUGGUUGUAAACUGUAAUGUUUUCUGUCACUUGUGAAUCCAUCUGCUUUAUACUUUUUUUCAUUUUUGAAAUGGGGUAGUAACGCUGAUAGCCUGCUUACCCCAACAUCCAUUCAAUGCAGUGUGCAAAAAUGUAAGCGCUCUUUUGUAAAAUGUUCUAUGAUUUUAAAAAUAAAUUUAGUGAAACAAUU